CCAAUUUAACCACUCCAAGAAAAACCAUCAGACAACAGUCACGUAAGUAAAAUUCAGUAGAAGAAAGACGAAGCUGAGGAUCAAGAAAUUGCCCAAUUCCAAAAACCCUACACAUAAGAUUCCAAGAACUCAGUUUUGGGGGAUUCUUUGAUUCUGAUUCCCUGCAUGUUUAAUCCAAUUCAUUUACUGGGAAGCACCAAUAAUUCUAACUUGGGGAUUAUAAAAUGUGUCCAUCUGCACCUUUCUCUCCUACAACUGAAGAUAUUGGUUUAUGUUGGCCUGGAGAGCUGCUAGUUAUGUGUUUGGAGAGAAUGAUAUGUGGGGAUCCUAUCCCGGCUAACGUAAAUACUGAAAUAAACCCUUACCUUGAUUUGCCAUGGUUAUUGAAUGAUAGCAUUUGGUACUUGCAUUCGUGGGAUCUUAAAGCUUCUGAAACUGGAUACUGGAUGGAGGCUGAGGAGGAGUGCGAAAUACAUACAGAUAGUCCCACCAUUGGUUCAAGAAGUACUCUCCAGUUCUUCAGUGGCCAAGCUCCUGAUGGGGAAAAAACUAACUGGAUGAUGCAUGCAUACAGAAUACAGCAGAAGAGACUCCUUGAAAUCAAUAAAGAAGGGAAUUCCAGUUCACUUUGUAGAGUUUUUACAAAGCGAGGUCAGAGUCCAAGCAACAAGGAAGAACAACAUGGUUCUGGCGGGUGCGAUGGCAUUGACAACAAUGCGUUGCUUAAUUCGACGGAAUUAGAUCCCAACUUAAAACAUCCUACCAUCAAGUGUCAGGUGAUCAGUAAGAAUGAGAAGCAUGACCCUACGAAAGUGUCUGACAGACAACCAAUUCCUGCUAACUCCAUUCAUGACAAUGAGAUCUAUGACUUUUCUAUGGGAGAUUACUUGGAAUUGGAAGACCUCAAUGAUCCAUUAGAAUCGUCUUUUUCCAGUUCAGAAAAUUCAAUAUGUUCGACUCUGGCGUCAUCUGAACACUUCGACUACUUCGAUUCAUCAGCUUUGUUGCGGGAUAUGGAUAAUGAUCUGGAUACGCAGAGGAAUCACACAGAUAAUAUUUCUGGAUUACUCAGACCAGUUAAUGCGGCUGUCAGAGGGGAUUCUUCAGGUGCUGAGCAGCAACUUCUGGAUACAGAGGCGUUAGAGGAUGCUCGAAAUAGACAGACUGCAGGCGACCGCGAUGUGAAUGAGCUAACAAAUUCAUCACAAGAUGAAGUGGCAUCGUCCUCGUCAUCCAAUUCAAAUGGUAGUGUUAGAGCAGCAGCUUCACCUACUUCAUCGGAAAACAAAGAUGAUGUGGCUGGUAGGAGGCGCAGCAGGAGUAGGAUAGCAAAACUUAGGAAGAAGUAUUUGUGCUUCAUAUCCUGCUAGUUUCUCAUGCUCCGCCAGCACGCCACAAACUUCACAUGAAUAUGCUGUGAUGAUACCUUAGUUACACUUUUGUAGAUAGGUCUUAUGAUAUAUAUCCCUGACUUCUGGGAGCUAAAACAUUAGAGUAUUGACACGAAUCCAUCAUGUCUUUGUCAUGUAGUUCAGUCUGAGUGUACUAAUAGUGUGCAGAGAUUACAUUUUGGUAUUUUACACAAUAACAAGACUUCUCAAGUUUUCCAAAUGAAUCAAGGAUUCGACCGGUGUAGAAGGUGUAGUGAAUAGCUGCAAAGUGGAGCUUUCAGAUGAGGGAUUAGCCUGACUGACCACUGGGGUGGUGGGUAGGGUCCGUAAAUUUUGGUGAACUUGUUAGUGAACUUUUUAUUUGUAAACAUGAAUGAUAGAUAGCCGAGGCAAUUUUGUGUGUUACUGUAAAAAAAAAUCCCUGCUGAGACUGAGACUGUAUUUCGUGAUGUAAUUUCAUGUCUUUACUAGCUCCUUUUGAUUCAA
Papaver somniferum (opium poppy) is the source of this 1877-nucleotide messenger RNA. Its product is annotated as NAC domain-containing protein 53-like. The transcript has 7 exons. Bases 225 to 1370 code for a protein of 381 amino acids. The record is from RefSeq and is a predicted model, not a curated record. Gene Ontology annotation, molecular function: DNA binding. Gene Ontology annotation, biological process: regulation of DNA-templated transcription. NCBI's taxonomy places the organism in Eukaryota, Viridiplantae, Streptophyta, Magnoliopsida, Ranunculales, Papaveraceae.